Messenger RNA from Suillus discolor, 1214 nucleotides. RefSeq lists its product as uncharacterized. The annotation marks the transcript as partial. The record is from RefSeq and is a predicted model, not a curated record. NCBI's taxonomy places the organism in Eukaryota, Fungi, Basidiomycota, Agaricomycetes, Boletales, Suillaceae. The transcript is spliced from 7 exons.
GAAUGCUGCAAGACACCUCAGCCCGAGUGACAACGUUGCGUGAGCGCUGUCUUGCAUCCACACUUGUCACACAAGCUAUCGCUGGAUACUUUGCUGAGAUCGACCGCUAUCUGGCGGUGUAUUUGUGGUCGUGUCAAAUGCAAAGUCAACGUGAAGUACACGAAAUGUUUGUGAUUCUACAGAGGGAGCAGGAGGAUCGUCAGAAAUUCCUGCUGACAAUCGAAAACCUGGUUGCCCGCGCACAGUCCUCUGUGGGACCGACUGCAACGCAAUUAAUUGGAACUGCUACACGUGGCUGUGUGACACUGAUAGAUGCAACAGGUCACCAAUAUCCAAUACCGGUGGACUUCUGCACCUCAUUUGAGCAAUUCAAUGAGAUGCUCAAAGUUCUCUUUAAACGCAACUCGAUUGAAGCUCAAAUCCAGAGACAGUAUAUGGAGAGCGGACAGUACGAUUUGUGCAUUGACGAAGGCAUGCAAGUAACUCGACUUAAUUCCAACGAAUGGUCAACACUGGAAGUGGGCACGAAAGUUAUCAUGAGGGCCAUCAUCCAACAGCAGACGACAUCAUCCUCUGGAGUUUCCUAUACAUGUUUUUGUGGUGGGGUGAAUCCCCUCGGCGUUGAGUCUAUCAUGUAUUCGCUUGAACGGCAGGCUGGUUCCUCGAUUGAUUGUCGAAAGUGCGGACGACGGUUUCAGAUUUCCCGCGUAUCUUGCCCUGCAAAGCAGAGUUCUGGCACUCGAUCGUCUAACAUCGACUUUGAUCGCAGAACUGACGCAGGGACGGACCUUAUUCCCAACUUGCAUAUCCAGCAAACUGAGAUUUCAUCUCUUGACGGAGUGUUCCAGUGCCUGUGGGCGCACUGCAACCACAUAAUUUUCGGCUACCAAAUAUAUCGUCACCUCCGUGCAUUUCACGGAAUUCAUGGUGCAGAUCACACGCGCGUAAUUUGCUCGUGGGGUUACUGUAACACCAAACUGUACAAGGAGAGCCUCGUGCGACAUGUGCAAGAAAAACAUCUCAGAAUUACAUAUUUUUGCGACACCUGCGACUGGGGAUCCGCGCGCAUAUACAACCUCAAAGUCCACAAGAGAAAUUGUAAGGGUCUGCAGCAGUAGAUGUAUUGCUUCGGUAUUUCAAAUAUUCAACCCAGAUUCCAGUGUGCCCAGUUUCCAAAAAAUUCUUACUUCGAUAAUCUUUUUUGCUCCGGCAUC